Molecule: messenger RNA, 1755 nt
Organism: Populus euphratica (Euphrates poplar)
Lineage: Eukaryota; Viridiplantae; Streptophyta; Magnoliopsida; Malpighiales; Salicaceae
Product: putative methyltransferase At1g22800
Exons: 11
Coding region: 34-1107 (357 amino acids)
Biological process (GO): mitochondrial respiratory chain complex I assembly
Cellular component (GO): mitochondrion
Molecular function (GO): S-adenosylmethionine-dependent methyltransferase activity
Source: RefSeq, a predicted model, not a curated record
UAGGGUCCAAACACAAACUCUUCGGAAACUUCAAUGAAAAUGAGAGGCACCCUGUCCCUGUGUCAGAGGACUUCACAGUUGCUCCUUGGAGGAGGAAGAAGAGCAACAAAAGCGACCUACACUCUCAUCCCCUCAAUUUGUUAUUGCACAAACAUUGACAAUAACACCAUCGAUGGGCCACAAAGUCCAAGGGUCAAAGUUUUCGAUCGGGAACUCAAACGAAAACAGCGUGACCGAGCUGCGUGGUUGAUGAGGCCAAGUGAUCCUUUUGUGGAUGCUGUUGCUGACAAUUUGUUGGAUCGCUUGGAGGAUUGCAAGAAAACAUUUCCUACCGCGUUGUGUUUAGGAGGUUCUUCGGAAGCUGUCAGACGUUUGUUACGUGGUCGUGGCUCCAUUGAAAAGCUUAUCAUGAUGGACACUUCAAAUGACAUGGUUAAAUUAUGUAAGGAUGCUGAAGCUGCUCAACAAGAUUCAAAUCAGAAUAUUGAAACCUCCUUUGUGGUGGGAGAUGAGGAGUUUCUACCUAUAAAAGAAAGUUCGGUAGAUUUGGUUAUCAGUUCCUUGGGACUCCAUUGGACAAAUGAUCUUCCAGGAGCCAUGAUACAGUGUAAACUAGCAUUGAAGCCGGAUGGCCUAUUUUUAGCAGCUAUUUUGGGUGGAGAAACCUUGAAGGAGCUGAGAAUAGCAUGCACUGUAGCUCAAAUGGAGCGUGAAGGAGGCAUUAGUCCUCGCAUAUCACCUCUGGCACAAGUCCGUGAUGCAGGGAAUCUUUUGACCAGGGCAGGCUUCACCCUUCCUGGAGUUGAUGUUGAUGAAUAUGUAGUUAGGUAUGGCAAUGCUCUGGAGCUGAUAGAGCAUUUGCGCGCAAUGGGCGAAACUAAUGCUCUUUUGCAAAGGAACAAUCUUCUAAAGAGAGAAACAGCCCUUGCUACUGCAGCAAUUUAUGAUUCAAUGUUUGCUGCAGAAGAUGGCACCAUUCCCGCAACAUUCCAGGUUAUAUUCAUGACUGGGUGGAGGGAGCACCCAUCUCAGCCGAAGGCCAAAAGGAGGGGUUCUGCUACCAUAUCAUUCGAUGACGUCCAAAAGCAAUUUGGCAGUGAUAGUUGACACCAUCACAUUCCUCAAGACCAACCGGUAGCAAAUUGGAAGUGAGACGCUUUCCCUCCCACAGCACCUUGUUCUGAUUCAUAUAUAUAUAUAUGACUUAAGAUCAGCAAUGAGCCAGAUGAUCAAAAGAGCGAGGCUGUGGGAUAAACUGAAAUCGUUGUACAAGCCUUUCCAUAACCUGCAGUUCUUAUCAACCAUCUGAAUAAUCACCUUUCCAUUUUGUUGACCAUCUCAUAAUGUUGUCCCAUAAUCUGGAAUAAAGUUACAUGAAAAAGGGAACUUCUGUGAAAUCAUUCUCUAUUUGCCCAAAACUAUCAGCUAGCCCAUAUGGCAACGAAGAACCACUGCCAAUAUAGGAAGGAGAAUCUUGCAAUACUACCUGCUCCAAGGCACACAAAAAACCAGCCAUAAUUGCCGUAGAGGCCACCAUGAGAGUAAGAGCGCCUGGCUAAUGCUAGCAGACGAAGAAAUCAUGGCUCAAUUCCCCAUCCAUUCUCGGUCGUUUUUUAACCCGAAGAACACUAUUGCUUGACAAAAGGGAAGAGAAACCAUCAUUUAGAUGCAUUUUUUGGAAUCGUAAUCGUCUUACGAUUGUAGUUUUACUUGUACACCAUGAAAAACUUGCCAAUUUUUCUUUUAUCUUGAUAA